AAGCAAUGAUUUCAUAACCUGUUCUGGGCGGAAUCCAUUCACAUACAUUUUCUUUUUUUGUUUAUUAACCUACUUACGUUGUUGAUUCAAAAGUAUAAAUUCUACUAAAAUGUUAAGAGCUGCCUGUCUUGCCUUCAGAAGUAAGCUUCGGCUUCGUCAACUCCACAUUCUGCAGUGACUGACCCCAUAUUGCUUUCAUCUCCUCCUUCACAAAUCUAAUGCAGCUAAUAAUAAUUCGUCUGUUUUUUGCUUCUCCAUCUUCUUGAUCUCUGCCUUAUGUGUAAAACAAAAAAGGCCAUCAACGCUGCCAGUCCUACCUCUACCCCUCGAUCUUACAAGUCUCACCCCAAUCCCAAAUCCCCAAGACCAACCACUUCCUCCCCCACCAUCUCUUCCAUCUCAUUCCGACCAUCAGAUCAACACACCACCUCCAUAAGUGACAUGCUCGCUCCCCACGCCCCUGUUUCGAGCCCUCGCUCCUUUGCUAGUGCCACUCUCAGAGACACCCUACCUGAGAAUCCCCACGUCUACCCCUUCUCUGAAAUUUGCUCUGCCACUAACAAUUUCACGGACAAGUACUGCUACUCUUCCUCUUCUACUCCCUCUUGGCGAUGCACGCUUCGCGGCAGAGAUGUUAUUGUUUACCAGCACAAGUUUCGACGUCAAAUCGGGACGACCCAGCUCCAACAACGGCUCUCUCUAAUUUGCCGCAGCCACCAUGUUAGUAUAAUCAAGCUUCUCGGAGCUUCCAUCUCCGACCACCAUAUCCACCUUGUGUACGAUUUUGUGAGUGGAACCAAGCUCGCUGAUUGUUUGCGAAAUACAAACAACCCGGCCUUCACUGUUUUAUCUAACUGGUUGUCGAGGAUGCAGAUCGCGACGGACGUAGCCCACGGACUCGAUUAUAUUCACAACAGAACAGGCUUAAAGGCGAGAUUUUCCCAUAAUCACAUCAAUAGCAGUGCUAUCAUCGUCACGGAACCUUCCUUCAACGCCAAGAUAUGUCACUUCGGCACCGCCCAGCUGUGCGGUGAAAUCCAAGAGGGAGAAGAAAUCGUCGAGCAGUCUUACUUUUCCCGGUCGCCUACGAGAUCGAUAGAAUUGAAAAAAUGGGGCAGUUUGCGAGCUAAAAUCGAGGGAGUGAGAGGAUACAUGUCGCCGGAAUAUCAAACUACAGGGGUGGCGAACGAGAAGUCCGAUGUGUACGCAUUCGGGGUAAUGAUGCUGGAACUCCUAUCAGGAGAGGAGCCACUGAGUUAUAAGUUCGAUAAGAAAAGGGGCGCUUUGAUGAGGUCGUCGGUGAUCGAGACGGCGAGGGCUGCCGUCCACGGUGAUUGUGAGGGCGGCGGGGGUACAAGGAAGUGGUUGGACUGGAGGCUGAAGGACUCAUUUCCUAUAGAGGUUGCAGAGGAGGCGACACGUGUAGCGUUGGACUGCGUCGACGUGGAUCCAGCGAAGCGGCCUGAUAUGAUCCACGUCGCUGGAAAGAUUUCGAAGUUUUAUUUAGAUUCCAAAAUUUGGUCUGACGGUAUCAAGAUGCCCUCUGACGUUUCAGUUUCCCUGGCUCCACGAUGACUUCGCUUUGGAUAUUUAUGAAUUUAAUGGUUUUUAGA
Molecule: messenger RNA, 1613 nt
Organism: Neltuma alba
Lineage: Eukaryota; Viridiplantae; Streptophyta; Magnoliopsida; Fabales; Fabaceae
Product: lysM domain receptor-like kinase 3
Exons: 1
Coding region: 277-1575 (432 amino acids)
Biological process (GO): protein phosphorylation
Molecular function (GO): ATP binding; protein kinase activity
Source: RefSeq, a predicted model, not a curated record